AUGGUUGGUGUAAAGAAGCUUCUUGUCGGUGCUUGGCUCUUGCCAACAGCUUACGGUGCUUUCUCAACAUCCGCCUCCGGCUCGUACUCUGCCCCCUCUUCGACUUCUUCGGGAAAAUACUCCCAAUUUACUAUUCCCGCUAGCGCCGACGUUGGCGCCCAGCUCAUCCCUAAUAUUGAUGACCCUGAAGCCGUCGAUGCGCAGUCAGUUUGUCCCGGGUACAAGGCAUCGAACGUUAAGGAGUCUUCUCGUGGAUUGACCGCUACUCUGACUCUGGCUGGAAAGCCAUGCAAUGUUUAUGGUACCGAUGUAGACUCAUUGGAUUUUUCCAUCGAGUACCUCGCCAAUGACCGCCUCAACGUUCAAAUCGUCCCGACUUAUCUUGAUUCUUCGAACUCUUCUUGGUUCGUAUUGGAUGAGGAUGUCGUUCCCCGCCCCAGUUCCGAUCGUCAUGCUUCAAAGAAGCAGAGUGAUCUUGAGAUCACCUGGUCGAAUAAGCCCUCUUUUCAUUUCAAGGUGACCCGCAAGGCUACCGGUGAUGCCAUCUUUGAUACUACCGGCUCGGUCUUGGUGUUUGAGAACCAGUUUAUUGAGUUCGUUACCUCCUUGCCCAAGGAUUACAACUUGUAUGGCAUUGGAGAGCACAUCCAGCAGCUGCGCCUCUUGAACAAUCUCACUUUGACCCUCUAUGCGUCGGAUAUUGGUGACCCUGUUGAUCUCAAUCUUUACGGCUCCCAGCCUUUUUAUUUGGACACCCGCUACUAUGAGGUUGACCACAAGGGUCAUCACACCCUCAUCGCAAGUGACAAGGCCGAUCAGUCUAAAAACUAUGUUUCCUUCUCGCAUGGCGUCUUCUCUAGAAAUGCCCAUGGCCAGGAGGUUAUCCUGAGUCCCGAGGGACUGAAGUGGCGCACCCUGGGAGGUAGUAUUGAUCUCACUUUCUACUCAGGUCCUACCCAAGUGGAUGUGACCAAGAACUACCAGUUGAGCACCAUUGGCAUGCCAGCAUUGCAGCAGUACUUUGCUUUUGGAUAUCACCAGUGCCGCUGGGGUUACAAUAACUGGACUCAGCUUCAACAAGUUGUCUCCAACUUUGAGAAGUUUGAAAUCCCUCUCGAGACUAUCUGGAAUGACAUUGAUUAUAUGCAUGGCUACCGUGACUUUGACAAUGAUCAAAAUCGUUAUCCCUACAGUGAGGGCGAGAAAUUCCUAGAGAAGCUGCACAACAGUGGCCGCCAUUAUGUUCCUAUUAUAGAUGCGGCUAUCUACAUUCCAAACCCCGAGAACGCCUCUGAUGCUUAUGAUACCUACACUCGUGGGCACAAAGAUGAUGUCUUCCUGAAGAAUCCCGAUGGAAGCGAGUACAUUGGCGCUGUGUGGCCCGGCUACACUGUCUUCCCCGACUGGCACAAUCCCAAGGCAGGCGAUUUCUGGGCAAACGAGAUCGUUACCUGGCACAAGAAAGUAGCCAUUGAUGGUAUCUGGAUUGAUAUGAACGAAGUUUCUUCCUUCUGCGUUGGCAGCUGCGGAUCUGGAAACCUCAGCAUGAACCCAACCCAUCCUCCAUUUUCUCUGCCCGGAGAGCCUGGCAACAUUAUUUAUGACUACCCAGAAGGAUUUGAGAUCAGCAACAAGACUGAGGCUGCCUCUGCGUCUGCAGCGGCGUCCAGCCAGGCUGCUGCCGGCGCAACUGGUGGCUCUGCGCCUUCAUCCACCUCUUAUGUGCGGACUACACCCACUGCGGGGGUGCGCAACAUUAACUAUCCGCCAUAUGUGAUCAACAAUGACCAGGAUGGCCACGACCUCAGCUCGCACGCUGUGUCCCCGAACGCCACCCACUUCGAUGGCGUGCAAGAAUACGAUGUACACAACCUCUUCGGCCACCAAAUCCUCAACGCCACCUACCACGGCCUGCUCAAGGUCAACGAAAAGAAGCGUCCCUUCAUUAUCGGCCGUUCGACAUUCGCAGGUUCCGGUAAAUGGGCCGGCCACUGGGGUGGUGACAAUGCCUCUAGGUGGGCAUUCAUGUUCUUCUCCAUCCCCCAGGCCCUCUCAUUCUCCCUCUUCGGAGUCCCUAUGUUCGGCGUCGACACAUGCGGCUUCAACGGCAACAGCGACGAAGAACUCUGCAACCGCUGGAUGCAAUUAUCUGCCUUCUUCCCCUUCUAUCGUAAUCAUAACACCCUUUCCGCAAACUCUCAGGAGCCUUAUGUUUGGGAAUCUGUGGCAGCUGCUACAAGAUCCGCCAUGAAGAUCCGCUACGCAAUCCUCCCCUACUUCUACACCCUCUUCCACGAGGCCCACACAACCGGCUCUACCGUCAUGCGUGCCCUGGCCUGGGAAUUCCCCACAGACCCUUCCCUCGCCGCAGUCGACACCCAGUUCCUGCUCGGCCCCUCAAUCAUGGUCGUCCCCGUACUCGCCCCUCAAGCCACCUCCGUCAAGGGUGUCUUCCCGGGCGUUAAGAACGGCGAAAUAUGGUACGACUGGUACACACAAACAGCCGUGGACGCAAAGCCCGGUGUCAACACUACCAUCCCUGCCCCGCUCGGCCAUAUCCCUGUUUUCGUGCGCGGAGGCAGCGUCUUACCGAUGCAGGAGCCGGCUUUGACUACAAAAGAGGCCCGUGGUACGCCAUGGUCCUUGCUUGUUGCGCUCGGUGGCAGUGGAGCGGCCUCGGGUCAGUUGUAUCUGGAUGACGGAGAGAGCAAUGCUCCGGAUGAUACGCUCGACGUCACUUUCAAGGUCAAGGGGUCCAGCUUGAGUGUCAAGACAAAGGGUAGCUGGGAGGAGUCCAAUCCUCUCGCUACUGUUACUAUCCUCGGUGUGUCUAAGAAGCCCGACACUGUGAAGCUUAAUGGUAGACGUGUGCCGGCUUCCGGGGUGCACUACAAUGCUACUUCGCAUGUGUUGUCUGUUGGCGGUUUGCAGCAGUUGACUAAGGAAGGUGCUUUCAGUGAAAACUGGACUUUGAAGUGGUAG
Penicillium vulpinum is the source of this 2982-nucleotide messenger RNA. RefSeq names its product glycoside hydrolase family 31 protein. Gene Ontology annotation, biological process: carbohydrate metabolic process. The record is from RefSeq and is a predicted model, not a curated record. The transcript has 4 exons. NCBI's taxonomy places the organism in Eukaryota, Fungi, Ascomycota, Eurotiomycetes, Eurotiales, Aspergillaceae. Gene Ontology annotation, molecular function: hydrolase activity, hydrolyzing O-glycosyl compounds; carbohydrate binding. The coding region runs from base 1 to 2982 and encodes 993 amino acids.